ACCAGAAAAACGCGCGUACGAACGCGCGUUUGGCACAUAGCAACAGGCAAUAAAAGGCCACACCCUAGUGAGAGGCAAAUGUCUAGCCUGACCAAGAUGGAGGAAGCAGGCUGUGAUAGUGAGACACUGAUCAGGCUUGUGCAGGCAAAACGCUGCCUGUAUGACAUCCAAGAUGCUAAUUACAAAAACAGGAGAAGCAGGCAGCAGGCAUGGGAGGACAUUGGACAAAACAUCUGGCCACAGUGGAAGAGAUUAUCCAAAACAGGGAAAGAAGGCCAAGUAAACUUACUAAAAAACAAGUGGAAGAGCCUCAAAGAUGCCUUCAUUCGUCAUCGGCGCAAGGAGAGGGAACAGCGGAGCGGAGCUUCGCCAAGUGCACGGUCCAGCUAUGUUCAUGUGGAGCAAAUGGCCUUUCUAAUACCAUGCACUGAAAUGCGUAGCACCGAUAGUAGCUGGUCGCAAAGUCAACAGCAGGAGGAGGAAGAGGAGGAGGUCACCAGAGACAGUGAGGCCUGUGUGUCUACGGGGCCACUAAGUCCUCCUCCACCCAAUCCCACCCCUCCAUUCCAAACCCCCACACAGCCUCCCCCACCUGUCGUGGAAACCGAAAACAUUCGGACUCACCUUCCAAAAAGGAGAAGACCAGAUCGCCAAGAGGACCGGCUAAUUGCAUGCCUGGAUGCACUUGCCCAUCCAGCACCCAAACUCUCUUGUGAUGGCCUUUUCUUACUUAGUUUGGAGGAAAAAAUGCAGCAAGUGCCCAGAAGUCGCAUAACUGAAGCGAGGGAUACCUUAACAAGGGCCCUAGACAGCUUCAUUCCACAUUAUGACAUCACACAGCCCAACAAUGCACCACAACAUCCACCACAACAUCCACCAACCACUCACACAUACACAUCACAAACAUACCCACAAACUAACAUACCACACCCUCACGACACAUGGCACACACAACCACAAUCAUCAUACAGCUAUCCCUCCACCAGCAUGGGCAACAACACCUCCACCACCACUCAAAUGCAACCUGCCCAUCAAUCAGGCGGAAUGAGAGAGGCAAUGCGGGAUCCAGAGCCACAUUUUGCCUUCCCACAAUACCAAAACCUUUGAGAAAUAACAUACAUAAUUUGGUGCAUCAGGGGUGUUCGACCUUCAUUGUUAAUAUAGGAAAAUUACCUAAUAAUUUUAAGUUAAAAAGUACGAUAGUUAUG
This is a messenger RNA of Bufo bufo (common toad), 1208 nucleotides long. RefSeq lists its product as uncharacterized. The transcript has 3 exons. Lineage: Eukaryota; Metazoa; Chordata; Amphibia; Anura; Bufonidae. The record is from RefSeq and is a predicted model, not a curated record. Gene Ontology annotation, biological process: regulation of transcription by RNA polymerase II. The coding region runs from base 79 to 1107 and encodes 342 amino acids. Gene Ontology annotation, cellular component: transcription regulator complex; nucleus.